This is a messenger RNA of Orycteropus afer afer, 3111 nucleotides long. RefSeq names its product TANK binding kinase 1 (gene TBK1). The record is from RefSeq and is a predicted model, not a curated record. Gene Ontology annotation, molecular function: ATP binding; protein serine/threonine kinase activity. Gene Ontology annotation, biological process: peptidyl-serine phosphorylation. NCBI's taxonomy places the organism in Eukaryota, Metazoa, Chordata, Mammalia, Tubulidentata, Orycteropodidae. Gene Ontology annotation, cellular component: cytoplasm.
GCACACGCGAGCGCCGGCCGUCUGUCACGUGGCCCUCGGCCGGGGCUCGCAAAGCCGGAAGUGUACCCUGGCGCGGGGAGGCCGCGGGAGCCCGCUGGCGGUGGCGAGGCAAAGACCCGGCUCUUAUAACAAGAAGAUCACCUAACCAAGCAGAGAUGCAGAGUACUUCUAAUCAUCUAUGGCUUUUAUCUGAUAUUUUAGGCCAAGGAGCUACUGCAAAUGUCUUUCGUGGAAGACAUAAGAAAACUGGUGAUUUAUUUGCUAUCAAAGUAUUUAAUAAUAUAAGCUUCCUUCGACCAGUGGAUGUUCAAAUGAGAGAAUUUGAAGUGCUAAAAAAACUCAAUCACAAAAAUAUUGUCAAAUUAUUUGCUAUUGAAGAGGAGACAACCACAAGACAUAAAGUACUUAUUAUGGAAUUUUGUCCAUGUGGGAGUUUAUACACUGUUUUAGAAGAGCCGUCUAAUGCCUAUGGGCUACCAGAGUCUGAAUUUUUAAUUGUUUUGCGAGAUGUGGUGGGUGGAAUGAAUCAUCUCCGAGAGAAUGGCAUAGUGCACCGUGAUAUCAAGCCAGGCAAUAUCAUGCGUGUCAUAGGGGAAGAUGGACAGUCUGUGUAUAAACUCACAGAUUUUGGUGCAGCUAGAGAAUUAGAAGAUGAUGAACAGUUUGUUUCUCUGUAUGGCACAGAAGAAUAUUUGCAUCCUGAUAUGUAUGAAAGAGCAGUGCUGAGAAAAGAUCACCAGAAGAAAUAUGGAGCAACAGUUGAUCUUUGGAGUAUUGGGGUAACAUUUUACCAUGCAGCUACUGGAUCACUGCCAUUUAGACCAUUUGAAGGGCCUCGUAGGAAUAAGGAAGUGAUGUAUAAAAUAAUUACUGGAAAGCCUUCUGGUGCAAUAUCUGGAGUACAAAAAGCAGAAAAUGGACCAAUUGACUGGAGUGGAGAUAUGCCUGUCUCUUGUAGUCUAUCUAGGGGUCUGCAAGUUCUACUUACCCCUGUUCUUGCAAACAUCCUUGAGGCAGAUCAGGAAAAGUGUUGGGGUUUUGAUCAGUUUUUUGCAGAAACUAGUGAUAUACUUCACCGAAUGAUAAUUCAUGUUUUUUCGCUACAACAAAUGACAGCUCAUAAGAUUUAUAUUCAUGGCUAUAAUACUGCUACUGUAUUUCAUGAACUGCUGUAUAAACAAACCAAAAUUAUUUCUUCAAAUCAAGAACUUAUCUAUGAAGGACGUCGCUUAGUUCUAGAACCUGGAAGACUGGCACAACACUUCCCUAAAACUACUGAGGGAAAUCCCAUCUUCGUAGUAAGCCGGGAACCUCUGAGCACCAUAGGAUUAAUAUAUGAAAAAAUUUCUCUCCCUAAAGUGCAUCCACGUUAUGAUUUAGAUGGAGAUGCUAGUAUGGCUAAGGCAGUAACAGGGGUUGUAUGUUAUGCCUGUAGAACCGCCAGUACCCUAUUGCUUUACCAGGAAUUAAUGCGGAAGGGAAUACGAUGGCUGAUUGAAUUAAUUAAAGAUGACUAUAAUGAAGCUGUUCACAAAAAGACAGAAGUUGUGAUUACAUUGGACUUCUGCAUCAGAAAUAUUGACAAAACUGUAAAAGUAUAUGAAAAGUUGAUGCAGAUCAACUUAGAAGCAGCAGAGCUAGGUGAAAUUUCAGAUAUACACACCAAAUUGUUAAGACUUUCCAGUUCUCAGGGAACAAUAGAAACUAGUCUUAAGGAUAUCGAAAGCAGAUUGUCUCCAGGUGGAUUGCUGGCAGAUACAUGGGCACAUCAAGAAGGCACUCAUUCAAAAGAUAGAAAUAUAGAAAAACUACAAGUCCUGUUAAAUUGCAUCACAGAGAUAUACUAUCAGUUCAAAAAAGACAAAGCAGAACGUAGACUAGCUUAUAAUGAAGAACAAAUUCACAAAUUUGAUAAGCAAAAACUGUAUUAUCAUGCAACAAAAGCUAUGACCCAUUUUACAGAUGAAUGUGUUAAAAAGUAUGAAGCAUUUUUGGAUAAAUCUGAAGAAUGGAUGAGAAAGAUGCUUCAUCUAAGGAAACAAUUGUUAUCUCUAACUAAUCAGUGUUUUGAUAUUGAAGAAGAAGUAUCAAAGUAUCAGCACUAUACUAAUGAGUUACAAGACACUUUGCCUCAGAAAAUGUUUGCAGCCUCCAGUGGAAUCAAACAUACCAUGGCCCCAAUUUUUCCAAGUUCUAACACAUUAGUGGAAAUGACUCUUGGUAUGAAGAAGUUAAAGGAAGAGAUGGAAGGUGUGGUUAAAGAACUCGCUGAAAAUAAUCAUAUUUUGGAAAGGUUUGGCUCUUUGACCAUGGAUGGUGGCCUUCGCAAUGUUGACUGUCUCUAGUUUUCUAAGAAGUUUGAGAAGACUUUCCGUUUGCACAAGAAAAUAAUGCUAGGGCAUUAAAUGAAUGCCUUUGUAAGUGGUCUCAUGUUUCUACAAUUCAGUAUUUGAUGUGAGAAUGUAAAUAUGUACUAUAUUGUAAAUACAUUAAAGAAUACUAAUUUUGGCUGCUGUUAAAAUGUAAUUUUACCUUUUAACAUUUAUAAGUACAUGAGGAAAUUUGACCUCAGCGAGCACUAGAAGAAAGCCAUGACCAAUAUGGUGAUACUGAUCCUCUACUUUUCUGUAGAGGUUCCUAGGGCUAAGUCUUAUUUCUCUGACUGCCUACUGGGAAUAUUUUUAAGUGGAGCCAAAAUUGGCAUCCUUACAAAUCGGAGCAGACUGAUAAUUGAUAUGUUUGUAAGUGGUAGAAUGGAGAAGUGGCUUCUGUGAAUGAGGAGCAGAACCAAACCACUGUUAUACUAGGAUCACAGUUUGUUUUGUUUUGUUUUUUAAGGAUAAAAUGGCUUUAUUUAAUUUUACAAGGUGCCCAGAUCUCCAGUUAUCCUUGUAUCUGUUUAACUUCAGGUGAUGAAUUAUUGAACAAAACAUUUUAAGUGAUUUAAUUAUUAAAACCCAUUCAUUUUUCUUUUGGCCAUCAGUGUAUACUUGUUAAAAAUUUUAGGGUCAUUUCAACUGUUUUAAGCUGUAUAUUUUUUCUUUGCUUUAAUUCUGCUUACUACUUCGUGAAAAAAUAUUAAUAAAUUUCUUGAUUUUAAUGUAAAGAGUU